AUGGACGUGAAAGCGCCGUCCGAGGUGGUUGUUCUGCCACGAGAAGACGGCGUCGUGGGGGAUGGCAACCCCGCCAGCGGCACCAUCCAUACCGCCAGGGAGCCAACCACGGCACUCUUUGCCACGCAGCUUCACCUCCCAGCGUCACCAUUCCAGACCUCACCUCCCAGCGUCACCAUUCCGAAUCCCACCUGUUCCCUUUCCGCCGCGUCGACGAGCAAGGUCAAACGAGGACGAGAGCGGGCCGGAGAAGAGACGUCCACGGACCGAUUCGCCGACGCCGACGCCGACGCAGGCGGGAUGGAGGUGACGAAUCCACGACGCAUCCUCGCCGUCAGCCUCGAGCACCAUGCCGAGCAUCUGAGCAACGUGGUCCAAGCGCUCGCCGGCUCCCCCCCUUCGCCAGCGUCGACGUCCCUCGCCGGCACGACGCACAGCCUCGCCCUCCGGACGCCGUACUACAGGGCCGACGUGCCCGUCUGGCUCGACCUCGUCGGCUCGCCGGCCGCGUGGGCCGCGUCGUUCCUCUCCGACGAGGCACGCGAGGUCCUCGCCGUCCUUGGCGGCCUCGUCCUCGUCUUCCCGCUGCCCCGCACGGGCCCGGAGACGACGACGACGCGCGAGCUCAUCGGCCAGGUCGGUUCCGUCGUCCGCGACGGGCUCGGCGGCUGGGAGUGGGACGGCGUGCGCCUCGCCGUCGGCCUCGGCGGGGCCGACGACACGGACGAGUGGGACGGCCUGUGCGUCGAGGCCGGCAUGGAGUUUGUCCACGUCUCCUCGGCCGUCCCGAGGGCGUCGACGGGGGACAAGGGCGCGCGGAACGAGUUUGGCGAAAAGGUGGGCGUCGAGAGGCUGAGGGAGGCGCUCGAGAGCAACGACUGGGCCCAGGACGACGACGACGACGCCCUCGUCUCCUCCGACGACUUUGGCGACUUUCACGUCGGACGGGACGACGGCGGGUCGCCCGAGGGGGACGAGGAGGGCGCGGAGCUGAAGCCCGAGGAUCUCGACUUUGGCUUCGACAGAGCCGACUGGCAAGGCCUCAAGAAGGCGAUAUGGACCGAAGCUCGCCAUCGUGCCGCCUGCGACGCCGACGCCGACACGGACGCCGCCGCGACGGAGGAGGACGGGAUGCCGACGCGGCCAAAGGCGACGGGAUUGGACGACGACAACGACGACGAGGUGGCCAAGGUCGAAGGCAUGAUGAGGCGCCUGCAGGCGGUGCGGGAUUCGAGCGCCGGCCUGGGCGAAUCGCAACGGAGGAGGAUGGCGGUGCGCGCCGUGGCCGAGGUGAUGCGGGAGCUAUGA
Drechmeria coniospora is the source of this 1308-nucleotide messenger RNA. RefSeq lists its product as uncharacterized. Gene Ontology annotation, molecular function: protein-macromolecule adaptor activity. The record is from RefSeq and is a predicted model, not a curated record. Gene Ontology annotation, biological process: vesicle-mediated transport. Bases 1 to 1308 code for a protein of 435 amino acids. The transcript is spliced from 3 exons. Lineage: Eukaryota; Fungi; Ascomycota; Sordariomycetes; Hypocreales; Ophiocordycipitaceae.